CUGGUCCGAGGGACUGGCUGGCAUUGGUGCUAACUUGGUGUGGCUGAUGAGCGAGCGGCCGCCGCCGCGCCGGCCCGAUGAGUGACAAGAUCGGCAGCCUGCCCACCGGCGUGUACGCCGCCGAGGGCAUCCAGAAGCGGCGCUACCGCAAGGGCCGCGUCGAGUUCCUCGUCAAGUGGAAGGGAUGGAGCCCCAAGUACAACACCUGGGAGCCGGAGGAGAACAUUCUCGACAAGCGGCUGAUCGAGGCGUUCCAGGGCAAGGAGAAGGAGCGGGACGGCACGCCGAGCCGGCGCGGGCCACGGCCGCGCCGGCUGCGCGAGCCCGACGAGCGCGCCGGCCCGGCCGAGCCUGCCGAGCCCGACGAGCCGGCCGAGGCCGACGAACCCAGCGAUGAGCCCGAUGACAAGCCGGAGCCCGAGAGACCGGGCAAGCGACGCGCCGAGCUGCUGAACGACGCCGGCAAGAUCGGCGUCACCAUCUCCACCACCGGGCCGCGCUCGCCGUCGGCCAAGCUGGCCAAGCUGUCGCCGCGCCGCGCGUCGGCCGAGGCCGGUGACGCGCCGCCCAAGUCGCCCAAGAUCAAGAUCAUCCCGCCGCGGCCGCCGGAGCCGGCCGAACGCGGCCGGCGCCGCGCCGAGCCGGCCGACGAGCAGCUGGUGAUGCCACCCGCCGAGUUUUGGCGCCGCGUCAACCCGCUCAUGGACCGCAUCGUCAUCACGGACGUGACGGUGGACGCUGGCACCGUCACCAUCCGCGAGUGUCCCACUGCUGAGGGGUUCUUCCGCGGCGCGGAGACCGACGCUGACACCGACCCUGCCCCCGCUCCCGCCGUCGCCCCCGCUGUUGGCGAGGGUGACAAGAAGCCGGCCCCGCAGCCGGCUUAGGGAGUGCACCGGGGCGCUGCCGCCAGCGGGGGAGGGGGGGGGGGGGGGGGGGCUCUGGACUCGCGCGUGUCGUUAGCGUGCCUGUGCGUGAUGAAAAUCUGAGCUAUUUUUCGACGGUUUCUCUCGUGUACUUCGACGCUGGAACUUGCUGUAGUCAUUGUGCUGUGUAUGAUAGCCAGAUGAUGACUAGAGGAUCAAAUGUGGGUAUCAAAAUGGUACGUAUAGGUAUCGAUUGCGCUCAUGUUGCUGCGUUGUGCGGAGGUAAGAAUCAAUUGUACUCGUGUGGGCGUGAAUUAGCCACGCGGAGCGAAUGGUCCUCUUGACUCUUCCAUUUUGACUUCCCUUGUUUACGUCCGUUAUUGACUCGAUCGAAAUCCAUGGUGUACUAUAUUCAUGUUGGAUUGGAUGCUACACCCGCCGCGUGGAACCGUGUAGCACGUCUUGCUCUACCGUUUCCGCAUGGG
Messenger RNA from Pollicipes pollicipes, 1351 nucleotides. Its product is annotated as chromobox protein homolog 7. The transcript is spliced from 2 exons. The record is from RefSeq and is a predicted model, not a curated record. Gene Ontology annotation, biological process: negative regulation of transcription by RNA polymerase II. Gene Ontology annotation, cellular component: PRC1 complex; chromatin. The coding region runs from base 78 to 887 and encodes 269 amino acids. NCBI's taxonomy places the organism in Eukaryota, Metazoa, Arthropoda, Thecostraca, Pollicipedomorpha, Pollicipedidae. Gene Ontology annotation, molecular function: chromatin binding.